Molecule: messenger RNA, 1848 nt
Organism: Neogale vison (American mink)
Lineage: Eukaryota; Metazoa; Chordata; Mammalia; Carnivora; Mustelidae
Product: spermatogenesis- and oogenesis-specific basic helix-loop-helix-containing protein 2-like
Molecular function (GO): protein dimerization activity
Source: RefSeq, a predicted model, not a curated record
AUGGAGGAAGGGAGAGGCGAUAACUUCGACGGUGUGAGCACCUACCGCCUUAUAAUGGAGUUACUGGAAGAAAUCCGUUUGAAGGAUAUAGUGCAACUAUCAAUUCUUGAAAUAAGACACAAGUUAGCGGAACUGGAAGCCAAACUCAAUACUGAUGAUGAAGGUGGUGAAUGGAAAGUUCGUUAUGAGACACAACUUGAACUGAAUGAUCAAUUAGAAAAGCAAAUUGUUUCUCUAGAAGAUAAAAUGGAAAAAAUCCAUGGAAAUUCUCCAGAUAGAUUGUCUUCUGCUUAUGAACAAAUGCCAGUGGAAUACUUAAAUACAUUACUUAAACAGCUAGAAAAAGAGGAAAGAGGCCUUGAAAAUCAAGUGAAAGACUGUGCACUCAGACUGGAACAAGAAUCAAGGGCUUACCGCAAGACCAACAAUGAGCACUGUAGGUACCUAGCUGAAAUGUCUUGGGUCUCUGACUCAUACCAAGUUUUUAAAAGGAAACAGAUGGAUCAACUGCCUAGAAUGAAAGAGAAUCUAGUGAAAAUGACCCGGCACGUGGGCAACAAACAGGCCAUGGCGGCCUCAAUUAUCCGCCCAGAGCGCGGCCAAAUCUCUGGCCAGGCAAAAAUAGACCUCUUGUUAGUUGGAGACCUCACUGUUCAGUACCUGGCAGAUAUUGCACAGAAAUCCUUUUCAAAUAUUGCAAAAGUCACCAUAACCAUCAGGAAUGUGGGGCAGGCAGCCGCACUGCUGAAGGACCGCCCAUUUGACAUGGUUUUCCUGAAGAUGACUUCUUUGCCAACAGCCGAGUUGCUGGGAGCUAUCAAAUUAAUUAGAUUUGGCAAGAAGAAAAAUACACAUUUGCUGUUUGUUUUUAUCACCCCUGAAAAUUUUAAAGGUUGUGUUUCAGGGCACGGAGCUGACAUUACUCUAAAUGAACCAAUGACCAUCGAGAAAAUGAGUAUUGUGGUAAAGUACUGGAAAACCUAUUUCUCAAAUACUGCUAAGAUUGAAUAUUCUUUAAAGCCUGAAGAACCAAGAUUGCCCCUGCAGAAGUCCUGCAGUGAACAAUUGGGAUAUUUUUCUACUGAUCUAUUUGCUUGCUCUGGAUCUCUAAGAAAUGACUUUGGGCUUGAAUUAAAGGCUCCGUUGCCAGAUUUUGAAAAAAACAAAAAGAUUUCUCUUCUUCAUUCAAGCAAGGAAAAGCUAAGAAGAGAACGAAUCAAGUAUUGCUGUGAGCAGCUGCGUACUCUGUUGCCGUAUGUAAAGGGAAGAAAGAAUGACUCGGCUUCGAUUCUUGAGGCAACGGUUGAUUAUGUGAAGUACAUCCGGGAGAAAAUCCCCCCAGCCAUUAUGGGCCAGAUUACGGACAUACUUCAGAGCAAUCGGAGGUUUUGUAAGAAGCAGCAGAUGUCCGUCCAGCUAUCCCUCCCAGGCACGAUCACGGCACAAAGGGAAAAUGGUGUGUUGACAAGCACUUAUUCACCUGUGAGAGGGAUCAGAUUCCUGACUAAUAAGUGCUUGAAUGUGUACUCUGUUCCUGCCUCAGGGGGCUCCUUGGAUGAAGCUGUGAAAGGUCAGUCCAGCUCCACUUCAGAGAAUGCAAUUGGUGAUGUGUAUAAAACUCGAAUUCCUGGCAAAGCCCUCUCCCUUAAUUCCUUCCAUGCUGUCAGAUACUAUUCUAAAGUCAUCCCUUCCUAUGAUGCAGCUGCUGUAACAAAUCAGAACAUUUCAGUUCAUUUUCCAUCAGCUGUGCCCAGAGUCUCCAAGUUUCUUCCUCAGCAUUGCAAUGCUGUGCUGGGCCAGACGUGCACCACACAUCCCAACUGUCUGCAACAGUUUUGGGCAUAUUAA